AGCAUGCCUAUUUUGUCCGGACAUAAACAAAGACUGGAGUUGGGUCUUCAAUACACUGUGGGAUAUUGGUCGGUACUGUGCCGACAACACUCUAAAUUAAAAGUUUCACUCGCUCCAGGAAUCAUGGAAGGUGCAUUGUCGUUGCGAGUGAGCGUAUUUACUGACCAAGGUGGAAGGAAAUAUAUGGAAGACGUGACCGAGGUCAUAGUUGAACCGGUGCCGGGCGAGGAUGAACGGGCAUCGCUUGAAACCGAGGAGGACAUCGUGAUGAACUCUUGUCCAAACUCCCGUUCAGAAAGGCCGGAAGAAGUUAAAGGAUCGUCCCGUGUACCUCCUCGGACCUUACACGGGGCAUCGGAUGAUUCUGUUUUUCCUGGAUCAUUAAGUCCGCCUCGAUCACCGUCUGUCGCUUCCCGCCGCUCCGUGGCUUUCUUUGCGGUCUUCGAUGGCCACGGAGGACGGGAAGCGGCGCAGUUUGCACGGGACUAUCUAUGGGACCUGCUGAAGAAGCAGCGGGGUUUCUGGUCAGAUUGCGACCGGGAGGUCUGUGCCGCCAUCAGCAAAGGUUUUAUAGCUUGUCACCACGCGAUGUGGAAGAAGCUCCCUGAAUGGCCAAAGACGCUCACUGGUCUCCCGAGCACGUCUGGUACCACAGCCAGCGUUGUUGUCAUCAGAGGAAACCGCAUGUACGUGGCCCAUGUGGGGGAUUCUGCAGUGGUCUUAGGUGUCCAGGAUGAUCCUGCCGACCCCUUCAUCAGAGCAGUGGAGGUCACGCAAGAUCACAAACCAGAGCUGCCGAAAGAGAAGGAGAGAAUUGAAGGUCUAGGAGGGAGUGUAAUCAAGAAGUCAGGAGUAAACCGGGUCGUCUGGAAGAGACCAAGGCUGACCCACAAUGGACCAGUUCGUCGCAGCACAGUCAUCGACCAGAUUCCUUUCUUAGCCGUGGCUCGAUCCCUGGGAGACCUGUGGAGCUACGACUUCUACAGUGGAGAGUUUGUGGUUUCUCCUGAGCCGGACACCACUGUGUUAACGUUGGACCCCAAAAAACAACGCUAUAUUAUCCUGGCCAGUGAUGGUUUAUGGAAUAUGGUGCCACCGCAAGAGGCCAUCUCUAUGUGUCAGAAUAAUGACAAUGAGGUACCUUGUGGGAUGCCAAGUGCCCAGCAGCUGGUCAACUAUGCUCUGGUGAGGUGGCGUCAGCGGAUGUUGCGUGCUGACAACACAAGUGCCAUUGUAAUUGCCCUGCAUGAACCUGGCACUUCCUUGGACACCUUGCUGAAUGAUGAGGUGUUGCUGGAUCUCACCAAGGUGACCAAUUGCCUGCCCACUUCCCACUCCCGGGCCAACACUCCUCUCCUUCAUUGCACUCAAGAGGAAAGCACUCCUGCAGCUGUUUGUGGCCUUCUGCCUGUUCUGGAACGACAUGAUGGACUGUCUGGCAGUAACCGGUUCCACUUGCCUGCCUCUGACCCGUUUGCUCUUGAACCAAUGUUUCCUGAUGACACCGCUGAGCUUCAAAGCCACACAAGUCCUAGCGAAAGCAUGGUUGACAGCAAGACCUCCUGCAGCAAAAGAACACCUUCCAGGCCAUUGCCUGGCAAGUCGGCAAAGAGGACACGGCGCAGGAAUGCCAACAGGCAGCCGCUCAUUCAACACAACACGGAGAAGAAACCAGAGACCAGUUCCGUCUCACCCAUUCUACAGCAACAUAACAAGAGUCCAGUUUGUGUCUACUGAAACUUGACCUCACCAGUUGUUCAACACAUUGGUUGUGUGUUUCCUACGUCAAGCUUCCUGGCAAACACUCAUUUAAAAUGAUCAUUUUUAUGUCCCAGUGCGAAGCAGCUUGAACAAAUGUCUAUUUUUGUACCCUUCAAUUGUUGGACGAUAAGACACUUUUUAGAAUACCUUCACAUACUUCGCUUUUUGAUGUAUUUUUAAUGUAUUAUUUAACAGUUGGAGAUGUGUAUGAACUCAAGGUGCUGCUAAAUCCCCCAAACCACUAAGCUAUGUUGUGUGCACAAAUGCAAUAAUUGUGAAAUACUUUGUUUUAGAGUAUAUUACUGGACUCAGUCCAGUAAAAAUGUUGGUUACACUUCAUGUAAAGGUAUCAUCUGUAAUGCAUUAGUAAUACAUUCAUAAGCCAUCAUAGUGUAUUUAUAAGGCUUUACUGAUCAUAUUGUGAAUGUUUAUAAUCAUGUAUGCUAACUUAUGGGGACUUAGUAUUAUAAGGUGCGGUAUUGGAGUGAAUUGUGUUAUUACAUUAUACCGUGAGUCUUAGGUAAGGGUUAAUAAUCGUAAUAAUAAUGAUUGGAAGUGAAUUGAAAUUGAAAUGAAUGAAAGGUCAUAAUGUAAUGUAUAUAAAGCCUUAUUCAUGCAUUGUGAUGUCUGAUGAAUGUUGUAGCAAUGCAUUGUCAAUGGAUGCUUAAAGUUCAGUGUGACCAAAAUCCUAGAAAAUCAUCUAGUUAUCCAAUCUGUACAAGAUUACCUCUCAACAGCCUUCCUCUGUGGUCAUGUGACCACGAUUAAGCACGGUGGUGGUCAAUUGAAGAUGUUCCUUUUGUGCAGAGGUGUCAAACCCAAUCACUCGAUGGGCCAGAUGUACAUUUUAGACACAGGCCAAGUUGCUGGUCAAACAGAAGUUGAGCAUCUUUGUGGACAGUUGAAACACAACUUGUCUCCUGUCACAACAGACAACACUAGAGGAGCAAAUCUAAUUCAUCCAUGUGAUUUCCCUUCAAUCUACAGCAUUUUUUUCCUUUUGAGAUGUCUCCAGAUCUACUGUUAUAUUGGACUAUUAUAUGCAGUAUUUUUGAGCGGCUCUUUCCUAAGUAUUGAACAUUGUCAUCUUAUUGACACCCAACAUGAACAUACAGUGGAGGUGAUCUGGUUUUGGUCUAUAAAUCUGUACAAAUUCAGCCAGCUACAUAAUUAAAGUGCUUGUGGGCCACUGAAAAUGACUUGACUGCAGGAGCUUGAGUUUGACACUUGUGUACCGGUCUUUUGAUGCCACUCAGCUCCUGGACAACAUACUGUGACAUCUGUCCUUCAUCUGAAAAGACUUCAGCUCUAGCGAUCACAAGGCUGUUUUUUUAAUACUUUGAACCAUGUCACUCUGGUUUUAGAGUGAAUCAGUGCACAAAGGGAGCUUGAAUCAAAAUGUGUAUGAUUUUUAAGACUACGCAUGGGCGAGAGGAAACUGUUUGGCCAGGGUUUAUGAGAUUGUAGCACAGCUUUUGUUAUGGCUGAUCAGAUUCUUCUAAACAGGCUCUACAGCCACUCUGGUACUGUUUUUAAGUUUUUGUCUUACUGCACCCUUCCUGAGGAUUGGUCCUUGUAUAGUUCACUGCUUAUGGUAAAUGUUCUCUUCCUACAUGCCUUUCUUUUGAAGUAUUGU
Synchiropus splendidus (mandarinfish) is the source of this 3397-nucleotide messenger RNA. RefSeq names its product protein phosphatase, Mg2+/Mn2+ dependent, 1Da (gene ppm1da). The record is from RefSeq and is a predicted model, not a curated record. The transcript is spliced from 6 exons. Gene Ontology annotation, cellular component: nucleus; cytosol. The coding region runs from base 4 to 1737 and encodes 577 amino acids. Gene Ontology annotation, molecular function: protein serine/threonine phosphatase activity; mitogen-activated protein kinase binding; cation binding. Gene Ontology annotation, biological process: protein dephosphorylation. NCBI's taxonomy places the organism in Eukaryota, Metazoa, Chordata, Actinopteri, Syngnathiformes, Callionymidae.